UUUCUGUCAUGCUCCAAAGCUGGUAGUGUUGUGUACAGUGUUCGUUUCGUGUGUAGGGUUUCUUUAAAAAUAGUUUUAUGUAUAUUAAAGUUGCAGAAGUUUCCCGUUAAUAUUAAAAAUUGAUAUAGUCUUACAAAAUAAGGCUUCGACAUUCCUAAUACGAUAUUUGUUCCCGUAAAAAUGGAUAAUGAUUCUAAACUUACACAAACUUUGGAGCAAAUAAAAGUAAGCCAAAUAGAGGAAAGAAGAUUGUGGGUUGGAAAUUUAGAUCUACGCAUUAAUGAGUAUCAAUUCCUAAAACUUGUUCGAAAACAUGGGGAAAUUGAGAAGUUUGAUCUUCUCUUCUACCGAUCUGGACCACAAGCUGGCUUACCGAGAGGCUAUGCAUUUGUUACUUACAAAACAGUUAGAGAUGCUGAAGUUGCACUAGAGGGACUUCAAAAUCUCAGAGUUGGAUCUAAGAAUAUUGUAGUUCGAUAUGCACACAGUAUAAAUGAGGCUGAAUUGGAGAAACCAAAACCAAAGCUAGAUAUCCCAGCACUUGCAGGUGCCAAAAAAGAAGAAAAAAGAAUAAGUCGAGAAACAGCAAUACAAGCCAUAGAGGCCAAAUUAAAAUUAAUGAAAGACUCUAAAGAAGAAUUUCAAUUGAAUAAACCUUUAGAAGGACCAUCUAUCAUACAUCAAUAUAUAAAACCAGAGAGUAGUAAACCGUCCACUUCUGUACGACACUUUACAAGAGGCAAUUAUCACAACAAUAGAAAACCAUAUAGUCGUACUAGACCAAGAAGAUAAUUGUGAUUUUUUUCAAAAGAUAUAUUUAUUCAUAUCUUAAUCUUAAAAAGCAUCUUAAUAUCAUGAACAUUCAUUUCAAUAAUUUAUUAUAAGUUUCACAACAUUCUCAUAAAUAAUAUACUAUAAUGAUCAUUUAUUUGAAUUUUAGUCAAAUAAUAUUUAUAUUUAGGGUAUAAUUUUUCAUUCAUAUUGUAUAACAAAUGCAUUUGAACAAUUCCAUUCAACUAAUUUCGCCAUUCAGUGAAUUUUGAAACUAGUAAAAAAUGUGGUUGUGUUAUUAAUAAUGUUCAUGCUUCUCAAAAACAAUAUUUCAGUGCCAUGAUAAAAAAAUAUUAAUUUAUAUUAAAGCUGUUUGUAUUUUUUUGCAAGUAUUAUUAAUAACUAUUUAUUUAUAACAUGACAUUGCAACAUUAUAAGCUGCAUAAGAGGAAGUCUCUUGAACAUAUGUAUUUGAUUGCUUUAAAAUUGUAUUUUCAAGACCAAAUGUGCAUCAAACUAUGUACUGUGUAGUUUUUUUUUAUUCUAAUAGUUUUCUUUUUAAUAAAACAAACAAAUGC
This is a messenger RNA of Phymastichus coffea, 1349 nucleotides long. RefSeq names its product probable RNA-binding protein 18. Lineage: Eukaryota; Metazoa; Arthropoda; Insecta; Hymenoptera; Eulophidae. The record is from RefSeq and is a predicted model, not a curated record. Gene Ontology annotation, molecular function: RNA binding. The transcript is spliced from 5 exons. The coding region runs from base 181 to 792 and encodes 203 amino acids.